Triticum aestivum (bread wheat) is the source of this 674-nucleotide messenger RNA. RefSeq lists its product as uncharacterized. The record is from RefSeq and is a predicted model, not a curated record. NCBI's taxonomy places the organism in Eukaryota, Viridiplantae, Streptophyta, Magnoliopsida, Poales, Poaceae. The transcript has a single exon. Bases 54 to 674 code for a protein of 206 amino acids. Gene Ontology annotation, molecular function: enzyme inhibitor activity.
UCCACCUCUUUUGGCUUCAAUACAAUUAGAAACUUCUAGGUAACCUUGCCAUAAUGGCAACGAGGUCGACAACCACCGUCGUCUUGUACACCAUCGUUUGCAUGCUUCUUUCCGUGGUCGUCGCUGCUCAAGCCAACGACUUUGGCGGUGGCAAACUAAAGGAGACCAACCUCAUGGUGGAAGCGUGCAAGAACGCCUCGAGCUACAGCCUCAACCCAGAUAAUGUUACGCAGGAAUUCUGCUUGUCGACCCUCCAGUCAAACAAUCGGAGCUUCGAAGCUAAGGACCUCAAUAGCCUGGUACUCAUCACCAUCGACAUCCUUAAAGGCCGCAUCACUCCUGCUCGCGGAAAGGUUGAGAAAAUGCUACAAAAUGCCAAGAAGGGCACAGUGACGAUGCGCGCCCUCAGUUUUUGCAAGUUGGACUAUGAUGGCAUGGUGAGAGUCCUAAACAUAUGUGAUGCCAUGAUCAGGGACUACCACGGAGACAACAGCGGACUACCGUCCUUUGAGCUACCUCGUUGUGUGGAGAGGGUGAUGAUCCCGGCCGAGAACUGCGGUUCUGAACUUGACAGAGAUAUGCCAGGGGCGGAGGCUUUGGUCAAUGAAAAUGCUGAGCUGGUCAUGUUGGUCAAUCUCAACUAUGCCUUGCUAGCACAAUAUGAUGAUAAUUAA